CAUCAACCAAUGAAAAGCAAAUGAAACAGACCGGCGCCCAUCCUGUAGAGCCCUGCGCUUGUGAGGAAAAGGAACACUGCGGACUUGAAUGUGGACGAAACCCGCCAGCAGGAGGGAUUUGUGUGAAUGGAUUAUGUCAUCUACUUAAAACGGUCCAGUUUGGGGAAAGUUACUUUGACAGCAAAAGAUACUGGAAGUGGUGCCCAACUUCAUCCUGUCAUGGCGACUGUUGUUAUGGAACAGAUUAGCCGACUGUUUAUCAACGUACAGCAGAUUCGUCAAAUCCCACGAUUCCUGGAGGUCACAUUUCCAACUCUGCCCUGUACUGUGAAGGAUUGUGAUGUUCCCCGGGUCUUCAGAGAGCCAUAUAUCUUCUCUGGCUACAGACCACUUCAUCAGAAAUGGCGUUACUACUUCCUGACUCUGUUCCAACGGCACAAUGAGGCAGUUAAUGUGUGGACCCACCUUGUUGCAGCAUUCAUCAUUUUGAUGAAAUUCAAGCAGUUUUCUGAGGUGGUGGAUUUUCUGCGAGACCCACAGUCUCAGCCUCUUUUCAUAAUCCUGCUCUCCUCUUUUAUAUACCUGUCAUGUAGUGCAGUGGCACAUCUAUUAUGUGCCAAAUCUGAACUUUCCCACUAUACUUUUUUCUUUUUGGAUUAUGUCGGUGUGGCAGUCUAUCAAUAUGGGAGUGCUCUAGUGCACUUCUAUUACGCUAUAGAGGUAGAGUGGCAUUCCUUGGUUCGAGGUAUCUUUCUUCCUAUGGCUGCUUUCUUGGCUUGGCUUUCUUGUGCAGGGUGCUGCUAUGGAAAAUACAAGAGUCAUCAGCUGCCUAAGCCAAUACGCAAACUUUGUCAGGUGGUGCCAUCAGGCCUUGCUUACAUUUUGGACAUCAGCCCUGUGAUUCACAGAAUUUAUCACUGCCAAUUAAUUCAACAAUGUGAUGAAGCGGUGUUUUACCACAAGUAUCAGGUCUUGUUUUUCUUGAUCAGUGCCUACUUUUUUUCCUGUCCUCAUCCAGAGAAGUGGUUCCCAGGGAAGUGUGAUUUUAUUGGCCAAGGCCACCAGAUCUUUCACGUAUUCUUGGUGCUUUGCACAGUGGCACAGAUUGAAGCUGUAAGGCUUGAUUUUAUGACAAGGAGGUCUGUAUAUCAUCAAUUACAUGGUGACUCUGUGUAUGACUUCUCUGCCCUCUUUGUCUUCAUGAUGUGCUGCAGCAUCAUGACUGCUUUUUACUUCAGGAACAAAGUGCGUAUUAAAUUAAGCAGCAAGAAGGAACAAUAAUUCAAGACCUCACAUGGUCUCAGUGCGCUGCUUACUGUGAUUGUCCAAAAUAGCAACGUUUAAAAAGUGCAUAUGGCUUCCUGAGAUUGCAUGCAUUUUUAUGAAACCAAAGCUAAAAAAAAGGGGAAUGUCAAAGAAGUUUGAUAUUUAUUAAUAUUCACUAAUCAAAAAAGGUGUCAUCUGACUUGUAAAAAGCCUUCAUAGUGUUUACUGGGUUGAAGUUGACAUUACAAAUUUGAAUGUCUUAAGUUUGUAUUUGUUUUGUAAUGUUCACUUGUAUUUAACUUUAACUGUGAUAAUGCUGUUGUUGAGCUCACUGUAAAACAUCAGCUUGUUAUCUUCAAAAAUUCUGUGUUUUCAGUAUUUU
Messenger RNA from Erpetoichthys calabaricus (reedfish), 1648 nucleotides. RefSeq names its product progestin and adipoQ receptor family member VII, b (gene paqr7b). Lineage: Eukaryota; Metazoa; Chordata; Cladistia; Polypteriformes; Polypteridae. The transcript has 2 exons. Gene Ontology annotation, biological process: response to steroid hormone. Gene Ontology annotation, molecular function: steroid binding; nuclear steroid receptor activity. Gene Ontology annotation, cellular component: plasma membrane. The record is from RefSeq and is a predicted model, not a curated record. The coding region runs from base 127 to 1281 and encodes 384 amino acids.